Molecule: messenger RNA, 3066 nt
Organism: Leguminivora glycinivorella
Lineage: Eukaryota; Metazoa; Arthropoda; Insecta; Lepidoptera; Tortricidae
Gene: CYP367A1
Product: cytochrome P450 4g15-like
Molecular function (GO): monooxygenase activity; oxidoreductase activity, acting on paired donors, with incorporation or reduction of molecular oxygen; iron ion binding
Source: RefSeq, a predicted model, not a curated record
ACACUGCUCAAUAGGGUUAUUUAUAUGUAGUAAAAAGUGACUUGCAUAGCUCACAGCCCUACUUUAUUAUAUAUGAAAUGAUACGUACUCUCAGUACUUAGUACGUUUUCGUAACCGGUCAGUGGCAACUGUUACCUUCUUUAUUCUCGCAUGUCUGUUCAGUUGGUGCUAUGAUAACUUGAUGAGGGCUCGUUUGUAGUGACGCGCUUUUACGACAUUGAACGACGGAUAUGUUAAAUUCAAUGCAUAGAGCCGUGGCAUGGGGCGGUUCAGUCUUGGUGUUAGCGACGCUGCUGCUAUGGGUAAUAUGGCGCGUGCGCAACCGGCGGUUGCUGGCGCUGGCGGCGCGAGUGCCCGGCCCUCCGGCGCUGCCGUUACUAGGCAACGCUUUGAUCUUCAUGGCUAAACCUAAUGAACAAUUAAAGUUGCUGGCAGACAUGUUAUCCAAAUACGGCGAGUACGUAAGAUUCUGGCUGGGGCCUGAGUUGAAUAUAGUUGUCUCAAAUCCGGAAGAUAUAAAGUUAAUUCUGACAAGUAACAAAGUAACCAAAAAAGGUCCUGUGUAUAACUUCAUGAAACCUAUGAUAGGCACUGGAAUAUUGACUGGAGGUGAACAUUGGCGUCACAGUCGAAAGACAGUCACGCCAUCAUACAACAAGAAAGCAGUGGCCGCCUUCGCGCGGGUUUUCAACGCAGAGGCGGCGGCACUAGCGCGGCGUUUAUGCGCGCGUGAUGCGAACACCUUCGAUGUUUUCCAUGAUGUUGUUAACGCCACUACGCAGUGUGUUUGCCAAACACUAAUGGGCCUCACAAAAAAAGAGUCAUUGAAUUUGGCGAAUCUUGAUUAUGUGGUUUCAAACACUCGCAGACUGUACAGUUUAUUUUUCUCUAAAAUGACGAAAUGGUGGCUACAGAUCCCCCUUAUUUAUUGGAUAAUAGGAGCACAGAAGAGUGAAGAUACAUUCAUUAAGGAAUUUCACGUUUUGACCAAAGACAUAGUGGAUAAAAGAAAAGCUUUAGCGAGGAUCGAGGGUAUAAAGGAAGAGGUUCGAGGAAUCGUUGACCGACUCAUUUUAAGCGGAGACUUCACCGAUCAAGAGAUAAGGAACCAGACUUUCGCUCUGUUCACCACUAGUCAAGAAGCCGGGGCAAAAAUAGUGUCUGCUGUUCUUAUGUACUUGGCACAUCUACCAGAGUGGCAGGAUAGAGUGUACAACGAGAUCCUAGAGCGUCUAGGCCCAGACGAUGAGUUCAUAACAGAUGAGCACAUCAAGUCACUGCAGUACCUGGAUAUGGUGUACAAGGAGGUACUGCGAUGUAUGUCCAUAGCGGCCAUGAUCCAGAGGACAGUGGAAGAGGAAAUCACUAUAAAUUCUGGGAAAAUCACAUUACCAGUUGGGACCUCCCUAGCGAUUCCCAUUCACAUGCUCCAUCGAAACCCGAAAUACUGGCCGGACCCGGACAAGGUGGACCCGGGAAGGUUCCUGCCGGAAAACGUGGCGAUGCGGGACCCUAACGCCUUCGUGCCUUACAGCCUGGGCCCAAUGGACUGUUUAGGUCGAGUAUACGCCAUCCAAAUGGUGAAGACGAUGGUAGUGUGCACACUACGGCACGUGCGGCUCGAAGCCGACGGCCGCCUCGAGGACCUGCCGCUAGAUGUCGCCAUCUCCGUGUCCUUCUCCGAUGGGUACAACCUCAGGGUAUCUCCGAGGAGGCAGAGGAAUAUGGAUAGGAACCUUGCUUAAGUUUAGAGUAACUUUCUCACCCUCUCAUUUUAUUUUAUUUUUUAUUUUUAUUAUAAACGACACACCAACAUAAACAUUCACUAAGUUAUCAAGCUGAUAAAAUCGUUUGUCCCUUUCCGACGUAUUAAUGUGAUGGAAAGGAACAAACGACAUUAUCAAGGUGAUAAGGCGUGUAUACAUAUCUUUGCGCGCCCCGGCCGCUCAGAUAUAUCUGAUGGAGAUUGUCUAUUUUGUGAUCCGGAUUGCAACGGCAUAAAGUCUAACAAUGGUCACUUGAGGAUAGCGCUGCUUAUCCGCCAACUUUGCAUUUGAUGUGCAGUUCCCAUACACGGUGUAACAUGAAAAAAAAAAAACAGAAAUAUUUGAACUACGAGUAAACAUUUCUGAGGGCAAAAUAAAAAUAAAAUGUUAAGUAUACGUCAAGCAAAUUUAGCAAAAAAUUUUUUUGUAUUUUCUUUACACAAAAAGUAAAUAUUAUUCGUAAAACUAGAAAAAAUUUAGCUUUUUUUUCUAAAAAAAUACUUAUUUUCUAUGAGUUACUAGUACUUACUAGUUACUUUUUAACGUCUAUCAACGAGGAUAGUAUAUUAUGUCCGAUAACGGCAUCAUCGCCAUCAAAAUAGCGUUUUCUUUUGAGAAAUAAUAAGUAAUUGUCAUUUUUUAAUGCUUAUAACUCUGAAAGUAGGCGAAAUCCAGAAAAGUUUAAAUAUAUGACAUUUUACUCUUCUAUUAUUAAGAGGAAUACGCUGUUAAAAUUAUUUGUUACACCGUGUAUAAGUUACAGUUGGGUUUCGUUGCCGUCUAUACCGGCUGUAAACAGGCAGGCUCAACAGCCUACAGUCCGAUAAAAAAUUAAAAAAAUAAUAGUUUAAAAGUGAGAACACUGUAUUGAAACGGGACAGUACUGUGGCCACUUUUUAAUUGCUUAGUCCAUAAGCCCAUGUAGUAGAUAGAUACUGUGGUGUAUUGUAUAGUAAUUAUGCAUAGUAUGUAAGAUGAAAUCAGGUACAUUAUGUUGCAUUUUUAUACUUUUGCAUAAUUUAUUUGUAAUAUAAAAAAUUUUGAGUUACAAAAUAAAUAGCAGUAGCUUGGCAGUAGGUAGGUAUUACUUUUAAACAAAAAUAGUACAGUACAGUACAGUACAGGUACAGAUUAUUGAUUAUUAAAUAAGUUUUUCUAUUAGUAUUUCAUUCUUAAUAAGCGCUGGUAGCCUAGCGGUAAGUACGUGCGACUUUCGUUACGGAGCUGAGGUCGCGGGUUCGAACCCCGGCUCGCACCAAUGAGUUUUUCGGAAUUUAUGUGCGAAAUGUCAUUUGAUAUU